Molecule: messenger RNA, 561 nt
Organism: Lodderomyces beijingensis
Lineage: Eukaryota; Fungi; Ascomycota; Pichiomycetes; Serinales; Debaryomycetaceae
Source: the annotation of a GenBank genome assembly
AUGGCAACGCCAACAACGACAACGCUAUUCCACACCACGGACUACAGAGGCGCAACAAUAGAAGACCUCAACAUCCCACAAGCCAUAUCCGUGAACCCCACCACUCCAACUAGCGACGCCCUCGCCAUCGGCUUUGAGAAUGAGUUCACCUUCUUACCAGUAAUCCACGAGGUCAACAAGAGACUUCUCGGAGUAAUUGACCUCGGGGCGAACGGUGCCAAGGUGCUGGGUGUGGUGUUGGACCAUAUGAUGUGGUUCAACCAGGGCGCGAAGCGCAAGUAUCUAAGCGAUCAACUUCGCGAACAGCAAGAUGCGGGGUCGACCAAGGGCACCACGGGCACGAAUCAGAGGACGAGUGCCACGACCAAGAUCUUGAAGCCGCGCGGAAAGAGGUAUAGUGUGUUGACGCCGUUGAGUCCGCUUGAGGACCUAGCGGGGUUUUUCAACCGGGGCAACUAUUUCGCUAUCGUUACUAAUGAUGCUGGCUUGGGCAAUUUUGUCUAUGGGGUUGUUACGCCGGAGGAUUUGAUGAAGUAUGAACAGAGUAGACCCAAGCUUUGA